This is a messenger RNA of Xenopus laevis (African clawed frog), 2214 nucleotides long. RefSeq names its product meiosis initiator protein-like (gene meiosin.L). Bases 400 to 1701 code for a protein of 433 amino acids. NCBI's taxonomy places the organism in Eukaryota, Metazoa, Chordata, Amphibia, Anura, Pipidae. The transcript is spliced from 13 exons. The record is from RefSeq and is a predicted model, not a curated record.
GGAGGUGGCAGGCAUUCCUCUCACAUGCCAUUCUUGAUAGCCAACUACCAGGAGGAAGGAUACAAAAAAGUGGAAAGCAUUUGAUACAUAAAUACUGAGGAAAGAAAUGUUGGACUGCACGUUAUACCUCGCCACCAAAAUUCCUUUAAUACUACAGCAUGUCUAUAAACUUUGGAAAGUGUAACUAUAGCCAUAAAUUUUUGCCUUUAUGCUACACGCGUUAUGUUUGUACAGCCGAACAAUUACUAUAACUGAGCAACAGCGCCGAAUCUGAAGCACUGCAGUAAUGCUAUGGGAGGCGGAGCUUCAGUCUCCCACUGCAGAGAUUACGCUGCUCUACUUUUGGCGCGCAGACCUUCCCGCUCCUUACCAGUUGCGCGUUUCUUCACACUGUGAGCCAUGAGGCCGAGGGGAAAGCUGCGACGUGCUAGGGAGAAGGGACCCCUAGAUUUGGAGGUGUUGGCCACAGCUCUUCCUGGUAGACAAAUGCCAAGUAAGGGUGGCCAGCGCAUACUCCUUCACGUUCUCUCAUACAUAGAGUUUCUUCGGGGGAGAAUUCAGGAUGAACAAAAGAGAUUUAUUUCUAAAACUAGUCCACAAGUCUGUUCUUCCUGCAAUAUCACACCCAUGCAACAAAAAUCCAACAGACAGCCUCAAAAACCUAGAAAGUGUGGGUUCCUGACAGUGCAUUACAGACCUGCUCUGAAGUCACACCACUCUUUGUCUGUAAGUGCAUACAAAAGCACAAAAAUAUGGAGCCCAGAGAGGGACAGAGAGUCCAGAAGAAGAUUCUUUGAAGGUCUUGAUGCACGGUUUGGUGUGGACUUAAAGGAUAAACAAAGACAAAAAUUGGUCCCAUAUCAUUCACCCUCAUCAUCUGAUAAUGGUGAUAAUGGUCCAUGGCUUCUGUCCAUCUCGCUAUCACCAGGUUGCCCACAAACUAUCAACCUUCAGCAAACACCAACAACUACUGUUGUCCAACUUGGUCUUAGUCCAUCUCUACUUUCACCACCCACCGAACAUUUUCAGCACAACAUUUCUUCUCCAGUGUUAUUUGAGGAUGUCCUUCUUGGCUCCAGCUGUUCCCCUGAUACUCAGAAGUCAAUGCAUCUUUCAACCUUUAGUAUUGAUCACAGCUACCAAUCUCAAAGUGAAAUUAGCACAGAUACUAGAGACUGGAGACACCUUUAUCAGUCUCAGCGUGACAACAUUUCAGAGUUUUGUAGUGCUGGAAAGCACAGACACCAGGGAGGCAGAAGAGGAAGAAGAGCCAGACGAAUGCUGGUAUACACCUCUUUGUCCAGUGAAGAUUCAAAUCCAUCUUUUUCUCCACGUGCAAAGCGCAGAGGAAGUGGAAGGAGACACAAAUCGGGACGUAAAUGCACCCCUCAACCGCAACAUUUUAGAAAGAAAUGUGUGAAUGGAUUUAUCAUGUUUUGCAGAUUAAACAGACGUCCUUAUCUAAGUGCUAACCCUGGCACCGCAUCUACAACAGCUACAAAGGAGCUGGCAGAACUAUGGAGAGAAAUGUCAGCACAGGAGAGACGUCCUUACUGUGUUAAAGCGAUUCAGUACAGUAUCUUGCAUGGCCGAAUGGUUAAACAAUGCUCAAGUGGACUGUCACAGGAUAAUCUCUCACCGCCAAAACCUCUUUCUGUGCUGCUGGCAAAGAGAAAUGUGCAUGCUUUUACACAGAAAUAACACUGAUUUAUAAAAUAAUUAAGUUAUCUUAGUUUUUCCCCCAAAACACAUUAACUGACAAAUUUAAAAACCCUGCAACUAUUACUAAUGUCUACUCAACCAUCUGUUCAUUAAAUGAUAAUAGAGGUUUCACCUUUGCAUUAUGAACUAGCCGAUGCAACAGUGUAUCUUUGUUUCUCUUAGCUACAGAAGUGGAUUGCUGCAGUGAAAGGAUGGAUUAGAGAAAGACAAGUGCACCCUAAUCUUAUAUUUAAUACUUCACCAGGACAUACUAUCACAAACUUCUGCACCCUUUUUGAAGUUUUGGACAUUGUUGUCCUUUUAAAGUGUUUUUAAAGUUGCAUUGUAGCUUUUUAACUAGUACUAUAUUAAAGUUUACAUUUUGUUAAGUACACUUAGUAGAUAUCACUGCGAAAGUUCAAUAUAAUUGUUUAUCUAUUUAAACUCAAUACAGCAUAUGCUUUAGAGUGAUGAAUCCCUUCAAAGUAAGGCUAAUAAAUAAUAUUUAAAGUA